This is a messenger RNA of Peronospora matthiolae, 567 nucleotides long. The record is from the annotation of a GenBank genome assembly. NCBI's taxonomy places the organism in Eukaryota, Oomycota, Peronosporomycetes, Peronosporales, Peronosporaceae.
AUGUACGAAGGGAUUGACAACCUGAAAUCCCUUUACGACCGUGCCGGGAAGGCUUUCUCCGGCGGUACUUCUGCGGCACAAGAUGUGCCGCGUCGUACUGCUCAACCAGACCCAGUACGUCAACCAUCAGUUGAAAGCGGGGCUCCCAAGAAUCCCAGGACGGGGGAUAGCCGCGCCACCGGACGAGGUAACUCGUCCAACGUCCGUUCACAUCGCGGUGGUUCAACAUCCGCUCAAUCAGAUAGCGCUGGCCACCGCGAGAGUCCUCCAAAGGAGGUGGAGGAGGAGGGAAAACGCUCUCCAAGCUAUCGUGGGGGAUCGUGUGUCUCUAAGAGCUUCUUUGAUCGCGUAAAUCUUGCGUUACGCGGCGACCUCGAGCAUGAGCGGGACAGGCGUCUUCAAAUGGCGAACGCUGUCUUGAAGCAUCGAGCUGAGUGUGCUUUUGUUAAUCUUGAGAGCGAGAGAGCUCUGACAUCUCUUCGUGACGAGCUAAGGGUAGCUUGUGGGAUUGUUGAUCGGUCUCGGGGUGAGAUAACUGCUCUUCAGACCCUUGUCGAUGCCCAUUAA